Messenger RNA from Perca flavescens (yellow perch), 570 nucleotides. RefSeq names its product guanylyl cyclase-activating protein 2. Gene Ontology annotation, molecular function: calcium sensitive guanylate cyclase activator activity; calcium ion binding. Gene Ontology annotation, biological process: visual perception. The coding region runs from base 1 to 570 and encodes 189 amino acids. The transcript is spliced from 4 exons. Lineage: Eukaryota; Metazoa; Chordata; Actinopteri; Perciformes; Percidae. Gene Ontology annotation, cellular component: photoreceptor inner segment; cone photoreceptor outer segment. The record is from RefSeq and is a predicted model, not a curated record.
AUGGGUCAAGAAAACAGUAGCACAGAUAAGGAAGUGACUCUCCAACAAAUGCAGGAUCUCUACCGUAAAUUUGCGAGCGAAUGUCCAAGUGGAAAGCUCCACUUACAUGAAUUCAAGAGAAUAUUUGGAGUCAACAGCAACUCCACGGAAGAAGAAUCUGCAUAUACGGAAAAUGUAUUUCAAUCCUUUGAUACAAAUAAGGAUGGAAAUAUAGACUUCAUGGAGUAUGUGGCCGGGCUGCAUCUUGUUCUUCGUGGAAAACUGGAGGACAAACUGAGGUGGUCUUUUAAAGUUUAUGACCGAGAUGGAAAUGGCAGUUUGGACAGACAGGAAGUGAGACACCUUGUCAAAAUUAUCAACAAGAUAAAAAGGCACAAUGAUCCCACCGCAGGGAAUAUUGAUGAUAUUUGUGACAGACUAUUUGAUCUGGUGGACAAGAAUAAUGACAAUCAGAUUUCUUUGGAGGAAUUUAUAGAAGGGGCUGAAAAGGACCCGUGGGUGAUGGAACAGCUCAAACUGGACAUCGGGCCCUGUGAUUGGUUCCUUGAACAGCAGGAGAAGAAAACCUGA